This is a messenger RNA of Polistes dominula (European paper wasp), 1163 nucleotides long. RefSeq names its product SAGA-associated factor 29 (gene Sgf29). Lineage: Eukaryota; Metazoa; Arthropoda; Insecta; Hymenoptera; Vespidae. Gene Ontology annotation, cellular component: SAGA complex. The record is from RefSeq and is a predicted model, not a curated record.
CUUGGGUGUAUAAGCUAACAACGCUUUAGUACUGCUUACUGCUUCGUCUUGUAGAGUUGAUUAUUGUGUUGUUUGUGAUUACCAAAAGUAUUUUCAAGUUUUAUCUCUUAAAUAAGAGAUUCAUCGAAGAAUCAUUGUGUAAGCAUCUAAACGACAACUGAUAAUCAUUGAAGAUUCAUAUAAAAAAUUAAGAAUCGUUGUACUCGUUCUUUAUCUUAUCGGAAAACGUUGAGAUCAGAAAAAUGCCAUUUACAGCGGACGCAGCAGCCGCACAGAUCCAGGAGCGUCUCCGAAAUGUGUAUCAGUUAGUUCAUGAUAUCGAGGCACAAAGGAGUAGAUCGGAACACAAUUUAAAUAAUAUUGUGAAAACUCACGAAAAAGUCACACCGGAAGAUAAAGUAUCUUCAUAUUAUCAACAAAAAUUGAAGAAUCUCUAUAGUGCAGCGGUUACGGACGCUCAACAAGAAGAAGAAAUUUUGCGAAAAGCCUUGGGUAAAAUUAAUGAAAUUCGUGGGAUAAGGAACGAGAGGCGUAUACAGGCAAGGAACGCUGGUAACAAAGAAACGAUCAGACGUGGUGCAUUAAUGAAGAUGCUGUUAAGUACAGCACAGACGCUUCCUCUUUACGUUGGUAAAGCGCCAGGAGCAAAAGCACCUCCAUUGUGCGGUGCUGUUCCAGCUGAGCCCACCUAUAUCGCGAAAAUGGGAGACAUGGUAGCUGCAUUGGUAAAAGGAUCGGAGGAAGAAGAAAACUGGAUCCUCGCGGAAGUCGUACAAUUCAAUCAAGCAACAAAUAAAUAUGAGGUAGACGAUAUCGAUGAAGAACAGAAAGACCGUCACACCCUUUCACGUAGACGAGUGGUACCUCUACCAUUGAUGAGAGCAAAUCCGGAGACCGAUCCUCACGCUUUGUUCGCGAAAGGUUCCGUCGUCAUGGCUCUCUACCCACAGACAACAUGCUUCUACAAAGCUGUCGUUAAUCAUUUACCUACCACGGCUACGGAAGAAUACGAAGUGCUUUUCGAGGACGCUACUUAUUGCGAUGGUUUUUCACCUCCUUUAAAUGUUGCACAACGUUACGUUAUAUCUAUAAAGGAAAGUAAAAAAAACAAGAGCCAAUGUUAAGUCAGUAUUAUUUUGUAUGUAGAAUAUUCUAUGUAUUUU